ACGUGUCGGCCGAGGCCGGCCAAUCAGAGCGUUUCUUGCGCGGCCGGCGGGGCGGUUUGAAGGCCGCUUCAAGAUGGCAGCGCUACCGCCGCCUCCUUCGCUUGUGGCCAGAGCCGCUGAGGGGAGCUUUGUGAGGGGAACGAAAUGAAGGGCCGGGGCGGCCGGCAGGCCACGCUCUUCCAGGCGUGGGGGUCCUGGCCGGCCCCUGCCGCGGAGGAUGAGGAGCGGGAGUUGGCUGCGCUGGCGGAGGCGGCCGAGGCCGAGGCGUCAUCGUCUUCGGGGGGCUUCGUCGGGGGCGCGCCCGGGGCGCUGUGGGUGUUUCCGGGCGGCGGGGCCGUGGAGGAGCGCGCGUACCAGGUGCGGGCGGCGCGGGCGGCGCUGCUGGCGAACACGCUGCUGUGCCUGCCGACCGGGCUGGGCAAGACGCUGGUGGCCGCCGUGGUCAUGUACAACUUCCACCGCUGGUUCCCCCGCGGCAAGGUCCUCUUCCUGGCGCCCACCAAGCCCCUGGUGGCCCAGCAGCGCCGCGCCUGCGCCCGCCUCAUGGGCAUCCCCGCGGACCACAUGGCGGAGAUGACCGGAGGUACCCAAGUGGUUGAUCGGAAAGAAAUCUGGCAAAAUAAGAGGGUCUUCUUUCUUACUCCUCAAAUAAUGACAAAUGAUCUUUCCCGUGGAUUGUGUCCUGCAGCGGAAGUUAAAUGUCUUGUUAUCGAUGAAGCCCACAAAGCGCUUGGAAAUUAUGCCUAUUGUCAGGUUGUGAAAGAAUUAUGCAGAUAUACCCGGCAGUUCCGUAUUUUGGCUCUAAGUGCCACUCCCGGUAGUGAUGCAAAGGCUGUGCAACAAGUUAUUUCCAACCUGUUGAUUUCACACAUAGAACUAUGUUCUGAAGAUUCCCCUGAUAUUCAGCCUUAUUCUCAUGAGCGGCAGGUUGAAAAAUGUGUCGUUCCACUUGGGAAAGAAUUGGCUGAAGUUCGGAAUGCUUACAUCAAGGUCCUGGAAACUUUUGCUGGCCGACUGAUUAGGCUCCGGGUUUUGUCUCAACGUGACAUUUCUGCAAUUACAAAAUAUCAGAUAAUUCUAGCACGGGAUCAAUUUAGGAAAAAUCCUGCUUCCCACUUCGUGGGGAUGCAACAUGGUGUAAUAGAAGGAGAUUUUGCUCUUUGUAUUAGUUUAUAUCAUGGUUAUGAGCUCCUGCUACAAAUGGGGAUGCGGUCACUAUAUAUCUUCUUAUGUGGAAUUAUGGAUGGCUCAAAAGGUAUGACUCGUGCCAAAAAUGAACUUGGGCGUAAUGAAGACUUCAUGAAGUUGUAUAGUCAGCUUGAAAACAUGUUUGCAGGCACAGAUGUGUCUUCAGCAAAUGGAGCUGGAAAGAGGAAGCAAUUCAUCUACAGUCACCCAAAAUUAAAGAAAUUAGAAGAUGUUGUUGUAGAACAUUUCAGAACCUGGAAGGAACGUGGAGAUCCGAAUACAUCUGAAGGCAAGCCUGCAGAUACCAGAGUCAUGAUCUUCUCCUCCUUUCGCGACAGCGUCCAGGAAAUUGCAGAGAUGCUUAGUCAACACUACCCGGUUGUGAGGGUCAUGACUUUUGUGGGCCACUCUACAGGCAAGAGCACGAAGGGCUUUACGCAGAAGGAGCAGCUUGAGGUAGUGAAACGUUUCCGUGACGGUGGCUACAACACUUUAGUCUCCACAUGUGUAGGAGAAGAAGGCUUGGAUAUUGGGGAAGUUGAUCUCAUCGUUUGUUUUGAUGCUCAGAAGAGUCCAAUUCGGCUUGUGCAGCGAAUGGGCCGCACUGGACGCAAGCGGCAAGGACGGAUCCUUGUCAUCCUUUCUGAAGGACGGGAAGAGCGAACUUACAAUCAAAGCCAGUCCAAUAAAAGAAGUCUUCUCAAAGCAAUUUCUGAAAACAAAGGGUUCCACUUAUACCAGCACAGCCCACGCAUGAUUCCAGAAGGCAUCAACCCAAGGAUGCACAGGAUGCUGAUCACACCUGGAGAGGGUGAGCCAAGCACCUCUAGGCCCAGCUCAAAAGAGAGGAGAGGCCAGAUUCGGCUGCAGAAGUGGCUUUCCUAUUCCACUGGCACAGAUGCAAAGCAAGCCAGUCCAACUGAAGGUUGGUGCCUUACCGCUGAAGAAUCUGAAAGAUGGAAUGGAUUAUAUAAAAUAAAAGCUGGCGAUGGAAUAAAAAAACCAGUUAUGCCUCGAAGUCACUUUGAAACUUUAGAAGAUGAGAAGAGAACAGACUCGCAAGCUGAAGAGGUCCACGAGUUGUCUCUGGCAGAGUGGAGACUGUGGCAGAAUCGCCCUCUCCCUACUGUUCUGACGGACCACUCGGAUCGUUGCUACCACUUCAUUAGCGUCAUGGAAAUGAUAGAGCAGAUGAGACACGAAGAGGGAGAAUGCAGUUAUGAGCUGAAAACCCAGCCUUAUUUUCACUGGGAAGAUGUUGAUGCCUCAGAUGUUCAGAGGAGGAAAAGCGGCCAUGAUGCUGCAGGUGCUCAGAAGGUGCCUUUGUCCAGAAAAACCCUGGGAGUUGCAUCCAAAGCAAAACAUAACUCGUCUUCCUCCGAGGGGUUUGAUGCAGAAUGUGUCUCUCUCUUCAAAGCAACCAGCUUCAAAUCUGUUAAUAGACCUGAAGCACUGAGUGUAAUAUCUGAGGGUCAUGCGAAAGAGGGCCACAGCCCUUCAGAUUGUUUUUCAACACACAUUUUGCUAUUUGUUGAAGAUGCUGGAUGUAAAAAAAUGUCAGAAAAGAAUAAGGAAAAUAUGGAUGUAUCUGCGAGCACAAGCUCUCUCCAAAGGAGCAUCGCUAAUCACGAAAGUGCAGCAGCAAGAGAAUUUCAGCCUGCCUCAAAAGAGGGUGGUUCUUGGAACAGAGACAGUGUGGAUUCUGGCUACAGUUGCCUUGCAGAAGACAAUUCACUCCUUUCUUCUUCCAUGUUUUAUCUGCCAGCACCAGAGGUGGAUUUGUUUGCACUCCCUGUUAAAAGUGCUGAUGAGGACCCUUCAUGGGGAAAAGACAUCCUGAUAAAUGCAGCAAGGCUUCUGACACAGUCUCCCCCAUCUCUGACUGAAUUCUUUGAUUCUGAAGAAGAGAGGGAGAAUGAAGCCCAACAGUUUGGCUCAGUGCAAAAACGUGAUUCCAGUGUGUUCACGGACAAACUUCCUCCAGAAGAAAAAUUGACAUCUUUCAAGAAUUCUUCCAUGUCAACUCAGAACACCUCUGAACUCAUUGACACCCAUAAACUGUGUUCCUUCAAUAAUGCUUUGGAAACAAGGUUCAUUCUGGAGGCUUCCAUUAGCCAGAUAAAUGAUCUUGAUUGGGAUGAACUUUUUGAGGAUGACGAUGAAGAGCAGAUUGGAAUUCAAGGGGAAAAUCUGUUGAUGGCAAAUCAUGAUUCAGAAAUAAACCACUUGGGAGGAGAGUAUCAGAAAUCCCAUAAAAGGGCUGGGAGAAAUGCAAGCCCUGAUGGAGAUGAUUUUGCAGAGAGUAGCCAUCUUCCAGACAGAAAUGGAGGGAAGUUUUCAGAGUUUUCAAUUUUGUGUCAUCAAGCAGAAGUCCCUGAAGGGCAGCCUUCAGAGGAGGGUUUUACAAUCAGCCAAGGAAACCCCAUGAAGUCAUUAAUAACCCACAAGGAUGAAACUUUGGAAGCAUCUGUUGAUCUUGAUCAUGCAAGCGAAGCAAAAGUCCAGCAUCAUGAAGAGUUGUAUAAUGCUUCUCAGGAGUUGUUCUCUGUUAACUUUGAUCUUGGGUUCGCUAUUCAAGAAUCAGAGGAUGAGACUUCAGAGCAAGUUAGCACCAUAAGAGAUGGAGACAGUCAUGUAGUAGUUAACUCCAAUAGUGCUGAAGUCUCUCUUUCAAAUGGCAACUUGGCAAGGAAGUCUCCAUUAACCUGGGAUAAUGAAUGUUUUGAUGGGACUAAGUUUUCUACACCAUUACAUGUACAGAAUCAGAAUUCUGGUCUAGCAGCAACUGAAACUGUUAUUCCCUUGGUCUCUCCUUUAACACCCGCGAGAGAGAAACUGUGCCAAUCAUCAGGCUCUGUACAGACUCUGUUUUCUACCCCAACAGGUAGACAGAUGAUGCAUAUUAGGGUCCCCAGAAGAACCUAUAUGGACUCCUUCUCUAGAAAUAGGCAGGGAAACCCACAGCCAGUUCCAAGGAAAGUAAACAGUAGUACAGUUAAAAAGGUCUUGGCAAACUCCAUUUUCAGAACAGAGGGGCUUGCAUCGCGAGACACCGGAAAGAUGGAAAACAGAAACCUAAAUGGCUGUAAUGUGCUUUCUGCUGAAGUUGGCACCAGCAGUGAAAGUGAAGAAGAAAUUGUUUUUGUCAGGAAAAACAAGAAGAAAGUAAACAUUUUGACAUCGCCAAAUAUUAACAGCAGCUGUGACUUGGAAUCACCAGUUCAUGCCGUCAAGAAACGGAGGCGUCCACCUAUUGCACCAGAUUUGUCUAGUGACGAAAGCACAGGCCAAGUCUUGAGUGGCAUGAAGAGCCGGAACAAGAAGCCAGUUCAAGGCAUGAAGAGGCAGAAAAGGGGGGACGUUGCUCUGAUGGUGAAUGCAGCCAAGCAUUUCAUCGAGGAAGAGGCAGAGCUUUCUGAAGGAGAAGCCAUGGAGGUUUCAUCCGAUGAGAGCGUUGGCUCAGAAAAUGAACUUAGCUCUUCCCUCAUUCAGUUUCUCAAUGAUGAGACACAAGAUCUAAAUGAUUCUGAGAUGCAGGCAAUUUACCUGAAAUCUGUGCGUAGCCCAGCUGUUGGCAACAGGUAUAAGAUGGUGCAUAAAGAAAGGAACUUUGUGACUGUUUUCUCUCAGGUUCCAGAGCAGGAUGAAAGCUACUUAGCAGACAGUUUCUGUGUUGGGGAAGAGGAGGGUGACCUCAAAAGCUGCUCUAGCGAAGAGGAGGAAGUUUGUGUCAAUUUCAACCUGUUAGAAGACAGUUUUGGGAGUGGGAGGAAGCAAUACUGCACCCGCCGUAGGAGGAAAUUGAAAGAGUUGCGGACCGAGCUGGGAGGGGGAGCUCCGUCAGUGCUAAAGAAACGUUCCCGGGUUCGGAUUCUCAACACCUCUAGUGAAGAUGAAGGAGUGGUCAGAACGGAAAUGCCACCCAUUGCUGAAGCUGCCAAAAGCUCUCAUUCAGUCCCAUCGCUGGCUUUGGACGAUGGUCUGCACCAGAGCACAUCUGCUUCAAAGACUCAGAUCCAUCUGCCCCAAGAGAGCAGGGCUCAAGUGCUACUGGAACUAAAAUCUUGCUUGUCAGAAGAGCUGGCCUUCCGCUCUCAAGGCAAACUUGAGCCGCUGGGUGGGGACCUCCAGGCUACGGUAAAGCCAGGAAGCUCUUCAGGACACCUUGAUGUGCUCUGUUCCUCGUCUUCCGCUGGGCUGCCCCUUGGAGACCUGAAGAACCAAACACUGCCUCUCUGUAUUCUGGUGGACAGCCGCGAGAUCUCCUCUGGGCCAGACGUCAUUUCCACCCUGAAAGCUGUUCACAGAGUCAAGGUUCAGGUUUGCUCUCUGGGUGGCUGCGAUUACGUUGUGAGCAACCGGCUGGCGGUGGAGAGGAAAUGCCCAGCAGAGCUGCUGAAUGCUGCACACAGGAGCAAAGCAGUCCAGAGGGUGCAACAGCUGAAGAGUACGUUUGACAGGAUCUGUGUGAUCGUGGAGAAGGAAAGAGUCAAAGCAGGAGAAGCAAGGAGAGCAUUGCACAGAACCAAGCACUACAACAGCAUGCUCUCGGCCUUCAUCCGGGCAGGCAUCCGAGUGCUCUUCAGCUCCUGCCAAGAGGAAACUGCCGGCUUGCUGAAGGAGCUGGCUUUGUUAGAGCAACGGAAAGACGCAGCCAUCCUUGUGCCAACAGAGGUGGAGGGGCACAGGGAAGAAGCCUUCCGUUUCUACUUGAGUAUUCCUUGUGUCGGCUACCCGGCAGCGCUCGCCUUGUGCCACUGCUUUGGCUCAGUGAAAGAGAUGGCAAACAGUUCCCCGGGCGAGAUGGCAGCCCGCACCCAGAUGAGCCAGCAGAAGGCAGAGGAGGUCUACCAUUAUGUCCACUAUGCUGUUGAUGCCCAGAUGCUGCCUGACAAGAUCACAUGACCAACUGGGAAAUCAGAGGGCAGCCCUUUUUUAAAGAUGCACUUUAUUGUUACAUUUCCUCUCUGUAACAUAUGUAAAUAAACUUUCAA
Molecule: messenger RNA, 6182 nt
Organism: Rhineura floridana
Lineage: Eukaryota; Metazoa; Chordata; Lepidosauria; Squamata; Rhineuridae
Gene: FANCM
Product: FA complementation group M
Exons: 23
Coding region: 145-6093 (1982 amino acids)
Biological process (GO): double-strand break repair via synthesis-dependent strand annealing; interstrand cross-link repair; replication fork reversal
Molecular function (GO): nuclease activity; four-way junction helicase activity; 3'-5' DNA helicase activity
Source: RefSeq, a predicted model, not a curated record